CCUUUCGCUCGAGCAACCUUUUUUCUUCGCGGUCAAUUUCAUCCCCCGGGCGAAGUUAAAUAAAUAAAAGAGCAAAAGGGGGCGUUUUGUGUGUCUGUAUAUAUGAGCGUGAAGGAAAGAGAUGAAGAGAGUAAAAAAAAAGUUUGCGGACGAAGAAUGCGAGGUAUUUUGUUGGGGAAAAUGGGUUCGUGUUAUUACUCCCCCCGAAUGCUUACAUUUUCUAUGAGCAAAUAUAAAUGUAUUUUUUUUAAAGGGGAGGGAUUGGCCAGGAUGGAAGCUGUAAAGCAUUUAGAUGUGUGUUUCGUUCGUUCUCGGCUGAUGAUUAUAUCGCAUUUGCACACUCAUUUAAGUCCGAAAGGCUAUAAAUAGAAACGUGGAAUGGAUGCAGAAGCAGUUACGACCGCAGCACGGUGCAGCGAGCAUGGAUAAGCUUAAACGCGUCUUAAUCCUCUCGUUAAUUACGCAGCUGAUCACUGGGAUCAGGUGCGAUUGCGUGACGACGUUCGCGACGAUUUGCUCAACUGUGGACGAUGUUAAAACCCUUGGGAAUGAGGAGUGGACGGAACUUAUUGUAGGCGAAGAGAUGUGCGGGAAGAGGACCACAAUUGGUAGACCCAGGGAACAUCUGGCUGUUGAAACGUUCACGAAGUCGCCGAAUUUGCGGAUGCUUUAUUUGGUGGAGAAAGUGAGGAAUAUCGAAGUGGGAGCGUUUCAGACCGUCGGCAACUUGAACUACUUGAAGUUGUAUAAAAAUCUUAUUAAAGUUGCGGCGCUCGGAACCUUUUCUGGUUUCCGGCAUCUGGCGAUGCUCGACCUGCAGCACAAUUCCAUUGAAAACUUGGCUACCGGAUGCUUCGCGAAUUCGAGCAUCGAAAGUAUAGAUGUCUCGAACAACCUGAUUUCAUCCAUCGCAACCGGAGUUGUGGAUUUACCAGGUCUCUUGAGAUUAUCCAUUUCGCACAAUAGAUUAGUGCAUUUAGCUGAACGCUGCUUCAACGAGGAUUUGGAACAUUUAGAUUUAUCCUACAACUCGUUAUCGCACAUCGAUCUCGGAGUACUCAACGGUUUGAAGAACUUGAAGACAUUCAUCCUCAACCACAACAAGAUCAAAGCGAUAAUCCCAAUCCCAUUCUUGAAGAAGUUACAAAUUCUCGAUGUUUCAUCAAACGGCGUUCAACACAUAGAAGAUAAAGCCUUCACCGAUAACCUAGACCUCCAAGAAUUGUAUCUAAACAACAAUUCUAUCAAAUACGUAUCACACACAUCCUUCCCUACUCAAUCCAAUUUGAUCACUCUACAUCUACACAGGAAUCUUCUAACUCUUUUAACAGGAGAUUUAGGUAAUGCUUUACCAAAACUGAAACACAUCACGAUCGGCGGAAAUCCAUGGGCCUGCAGUUGUCUUACUAUAAUCCAAACCUACUUCAACAUGAAAGGUAUACAAUUCGAACAGUGCGAUUUAACGCAUCUCACUGAUGGCUUAAAUCCUGUUUGCUACGCAAGUGGAAGUCGCGAAUGUGUAGGAAACGAACACGUUGAAAUCUUGAAAGAGGACGUGUCCAGUUUUCAGAGCAGCUACAAGUGCACCUUCAAGCCAGCAGCUUUUAAUUAAACAUUAUGCAAUUCGAGCGGAACAAAUAACUUUAAUGGCCCCGUCAAAAACAUAGGUGCACAACAAUAAAAUCAAUUACCCGAAAACCUAGCUCUCUCUCCAAUUAACCAUUUACACUACAAACGUUUGCAUAAUAACAGAGCGCUUACAAUCCUUUCAUUAAAAGAAUCCACUAUUUUUAUCUCAUGUUAAUCUUUCAAAAAGUAUUCAAUUAAAUAGCUUUAUUUCGUAAUCUAAAGACUUAAUUCCCAUAAGAAAACAGACAAUACCAACUUUUCUUUCAUCUUAAUCUUUCAG
Nicrophorus vespilloides is the source of this 1909-nucleotide messenger RNA. Its product is annotated as leucine-rich repeat-containing protein 15-like. Bases 383 to 1612 code for a protein of 409 amino acids. Lineage: Eukaryota; Metazoa; Arthropoda; Insecta; Coleoptera; Silphidae. The transcript has a single exon. The record is from RefSeq and is a predicted model, not a curated record. Gene Ontology annotation, molecular function: protein binding.